AUGCACUUGGUCAAUGGCACUACAGCCCUGCUUACUGCAUUCAGGCGCCUAAUCAUCAGAGACGACGCUCAGGCUGCGUCCAAGUACAUCGCCGACUACAUUAUUGAGCGCAUCAAUACCUUCAAGCCCACCCCUGAGAAGCCCUUUGUUCUGGGCUUGCCGACGGGAAGCAGCCCUGUCGUCGUCUACCAAUAUCUUGUGCAGCGCCACAAGGCGGGCCAAGUCUCGUUUCGCAAUGUAGUCACGUUCAACAUGGACGAGUAUGUGGGCAUCCCACGUGACCAUCCCGAAAGCUACCACAGCUUCAUGUACAAGCAUUUCUUCUCGCACGUGGACGUGAAGCCAGGCAACAUCAACAUCCUCAACGGCAAUGCGCCCGAUCUCGAGGCCGAGUGCCAAAGCUACGAGGAUAAGAUUCAGCGCGUCGGCGGCAUCGAGCUGUUCCUGGGCGGCAUCGGGCCUGACGGGCACAUUGCCUUUAACGAACCCGGCUCCAGCCUCAGGUCGCGCACCCGGGUCAAGACGCUCGCCUACGACACGAUCCUCGCCAACUCGCGCUUCUUUGGCAACAAUCUGGACCAGGUGCCCAAGAUGGCGCUGACGGUGGGCGUGCAGACGGUGCUCGACGCACGCGAGGUUGUUAUCAUCAUCACAGGGGCACACAAGGCCCCGGCGCUGCAGCGGUGCAUCGAGGGCGGCGUCAACCACAUGUGGACGCUGUCGAGCCUGCAGAUGCACCCGCACCCGAUGAUUGUCGUCGACGAAGACGCAACGCUGGAGCUGCAGGUCAAGACGGUCAAGUACUUCAAGAGCAUCGAGCGCGUGGGCAGCGAGCUAGGCAUGCGCCAGAAGCUCCCCAGAAAGCGCGACUCGCUGGUCGACGAGGGACCCCUGCUAGUCCCCGAGGCCCAAGUCCACGGUAUCAGCCUGGCUGUGCCGCAAUUUGAUCUCUCCCCUUCACCCAGCCCAGUGCUCGAGCCAAUGAACGCCCGCCUGUCAGGCCACGACGAGCCUACUCCUGCUCCACUGCGUUCCAUCGGCCUGGAUGAAGUGGCCGAUCAGCCCUCGGUCCGCAUGAGCGCUCGCGUCGUGGGCUAG
Messenger RNA from Exserohilum turcica Et28A, 1098 nucleotides. RefSeq lists its product as uncharacterized. Gene Ontology annotation, biological process: carbohydrate metabolic process; D-glucosamine catabolic process; N-acetylneuraminate catabolic process. The record is from RefSeq and is a predicted model, not a curated record. Gene Ontology annotation, molecular function: identical protein binding; glucosamine-6-phosphate deaminase activity. NCBI's taxonomy places the organism in Eukaryota, Fungi, Ascomycota, Dothideomycetes, Pleosporales, Pleosporaceae. The coding region runs from base 1 to 1098 and encodes 365 amino acids. Gene Ontology annotation, cellular component: cytoplasm. The transcript has 4 exons.